AAAAAAGUAUCGGGUUAACUGCCCUCCCCCUCCCUGUUUUUAACUCACCUUUUUCUUUCUUUGCUGUUCCUUUUCCAUACAAACCAUUAUGUACAAUUGCACUAAAUAUUAUUUGAAUAAUCCAAGGUUUUACAUCCCAACAGGACAUUAAAAGGACAUUCAGGGGCAAACGGUUAUCAAAAGUUGUUUUAAAUUCAUUUAAAAAAAGAUUGUUUGGAAUAUAAUAUUGGAAUGGGAUAUAUAGUUGAAGUCGUUGGCUGUGUCCAAGACAUUAUUGUGUCCUGGCAAUAAUUAUUAUUUUGAGGAAAACCGAAUUUUGCUUCGAACGUCAUUACAAGUUACUACGAUAUUCCUUCUUAAAUGUCUCGAUAACGUUAUGGGAAAAGGGUUUAUUGUAUACAUAUGGCAACAUCUCUUGCUUUGAAAACGUUUUUUGGCUAGUUUUCAGGCCUUUAGGGCAGGUUUUGCAGUCAUUGUUUUAGAAAUGUGUGCUUGCCUGGCAACCCUGCACAGAUAUAACAAUGAAAAUAGUGGCGUGUGGACGUAGCUACUUCCUGGGGUUUUUGCUAUUUUAUUAUAGGUAGCAAAGUGGACAAAUAUAUCAGUUUCCUGUAUAAAGAAAUGUAUAACCUUUUGAUAAUUUUACAACAUGCUUUGAAUAUAUUAGUGUGUUCGAGUAGAGCAGUAUGCAUGUCACGGAACUGUUUUGAACGCCCUAGCUAGCUACAUAGAAAAACAAUUGGGUUUUGAAGUACUACUCGUUCGAGACAACGAUUAAGACGUGGAAAGUCUACUACGAACAAAGUGUAGCAGAGUGGCAGGUGUGACAAUAUUGCAGUACCAAGGUACACGGGGGGACCUUGAGUGGUGUCUGAGUAUGUCACACACGUAACUCCACAGAGUUCCUGAGCAACGCCGCGGGAGGAGAGAGCUGUCAACCGGGCAGCUGAGACAUGACGUGGACAUUUCAUCCGACAGAUUGGUGCAAAUGUCAUAGCCAACGUGUAUUGUUUUGCUCUUUGAGGAAAGAGGUUGGAGAGGUAUCCCGAAGUGGCCGAGUGGGAGGGAACGAAUUAACCAGGGAAGCAUAUAUGGUCAUAUAAACUACAAGGCAAGAGCGCAUUCUCUGCCUUUUAUUCCAGUGUCUGACAGAACUGUCGAUACUAGAUAGCUACUUCACUUACCAAUUUGGAGCUCGGAGUUCGGGGGAACAUUGGUGCUAUAGCUACACAGGACCAGCUGACUGAUGCGCCUAUGUUUUAUUUGAUGACAUGAAGUCAGCCCUACAACGCUUGCUGAUUGAGUGCACGUCCCCAUCAAAGAAAUAGCUCUUGGUCACUGCUCUACUUGGCUGCUGUGAGGGAGCUCAGGGCUGUGACUGGUGAGCAGUGAGACUUCUCCACCCCAGACAGACGGACGGAGUGCCUCUGUCCGGUGCCCCUCCUCUCCUUUUCAUGGAUGCCAGGCUGGCCCUGCUGCAGCUUGGGACUCUCCUGGGCCUCCUGUACUUAGCACUGGAGUUGACUGCUGAACUGACCGCUGCCGAGGAGGUGUACACUAACACCUGGGCGGUCCACAUAGAGGGAGGACCACAAGAGGCUGACCGCAUCGCCAGGAAACAUGGUUUCAUCAACCACGGCAAUGUGUUUGGGGGUUAUUAUCACUUCCGGCAUCACACCGUGGUGAAGAGAUCCCUAUCAGGCCACAGGGGAACACACGUACGACUACAGAAGGAACCACAGGUGCGGUGGGCGGAGCAGCAGGUGUCUAGGCGGAGGAAGAAGAGGGAUGUCUACACCGAACCAUCCGACCCCAAAUUCCCCCAGCAGUGGUACCUGUCCAACCCCAGCCAAGCAGACCUGAAUGCCAAGGGAGCGUGGUCCCAGGGUUACACUGGGAGAGGAGUUGUGGUCACCAUCCUGGAUGACGGCAUAGAGAAAGACCACCCAGACCUGGCCACCAACUAUGACCCUGAGGCCAGCUAUGAUGUCAACGAUGGAGACUCUGACCCGCAGCCACGCUACACACAGCGCAACGAGAACAGACAUGGAACACGGUGUGCUGGGGAGGUUGCUGCAGCCGCCAACAACAAUGUAUGUGGGGUGGGCGUGGCAUACAACACCAAAAUUGGAGGUGUGCGUAUGCUGGACGGGGAGGUGACAGACAUGGUGGAGGCCCACUCCCUCAGCCUGAACUCACAGCACAUCCACAUCUACAGCGCCAGCUGGGGCCCAGAGGAUGACGGGAAGACGGUAGACGGCCCCGCCAAGCUAGCCAAGGAGGCCUUCCUCCGAGGAGUCACUGAGGGCCGAGGCGGGCUGGGCUCCAUCUUUGUGUGGGCAUCGGGGAAUGGUGGUCGUGAGAAGGACAGCUGUAACUGUGACGGCUACACCAACAGCAUCUACACCCUAUCCAUCAGCAGCACCACCCAGUACGGCAUGGUACCCUGGUACAGCGAGGCCUGCUCCUCCACCCUCGCCACCACCUUCAGCUCUGGGAACCCCAACGAGAAACAGAUAGUGACUACAGACCUGAGACAGAAGUGUACAGACUCCCACACGGGGACGUCAGCCUCAGCCCCCCUGGCUGCUGGGAUCAUCGCACUGGCUCUGGAAGCCAAUAUGAACCUGACAUGGAGGGACAUGCAGCACCUGGUGGUGAGAACCUCUCACCCUGCCCACCUCAGCACGGACGACUGGAGUACCAAUGGAGUGGGUCGCAGAGUGAGUCAUUCGUAUGGGUAUGGUCUGCUGGAUGCGGGGGCCAUGGUGGCCCUGGCUCAGAACUGGACAAGUGUGGACCCACAGCACCAGUGUGUUCUCACCAUGCUCUCAGAGCCUAGGGACAUAAGCAGCCGGCUGCUGUUCAGUAAGACAUUGGACGCCUGCUGGGGCAAACCAGAGUAUGUCAGCUCUCUGGAGCACGUCCAGGCCCGCCUCACUCUCUCCUACAACCACAGAGGAAACCUGGCUAUACACCUCAUCAGCCCCCUAGGGACACGCUCUACCCUGCUGGCACCCAGGCCUAAAGACUACUCAUCAGAGGGAUUUAAUGACUGGGCCUUCAUGACCACCCACUCGUGGGAUGAGGACCCUCGAGGGGAGUGGACCCUGGAGAUAGAGAACGUCUCAGAACAAGGGCACGACUAUGGUGUGUUGAGUCAGUUUACUCUGAUCCUGUACGGUACAGGCUCCAGCUCCAUUAACCCCUUGUCUCCUGACUUCCCCCGGCCGUCCAACAACAGCUGCAAGACCUUCGACGCCCAGCAGAUCUGCAUAGAGUGCAGCCCAGGCUUCUCCCUGUUCCUGCAGGGUUGUGUGAAGCUCUGCCCCCCCGGCUUCACCACGGGCCCCCAGCUCCUCAACCUGUCCCUGGACAACUGGGUGGACUUGUCCUCCGUCCAGGCCUGCCUGCCCUGCCACCCUGCCUGCCUCACCUGCUCCGGUUCCGGGCCCAACGACUGCCUCUCCUGCCCCCCUCACAGUCACCUGGUCCUCACCGCCUGCCUGCACCAGAACCAAGUCCAGCGCAAGUCCCCAACUGGCCAAGUCCUCCAGGGAGAGAGGAGUGGACCAGGGGAGAGCCCAGUGGGGUCAGAGCAGGGGGAAGAGGGAGAGCCUCCAGGGCCUAACCUGGGCCUGUCCUCUCCUCUGGUUACCCUGCUUGCAGUGCUCAGCUGUGCCUUCAUUUUGGCAGCCUUCGCCGGCGUCUUCCUCCUGCUGCAGCUGCGCUCUGGUGGCGCCCCCUGGGUCCGGAGGACCAAACUGCACUCUGUGGAGACAGGGGAGGUCUCGGGGGGCAUCCGUGUGGGCUUUGGCUUCGGCCUGGGGCUGGGCUGGGAAAGGCAGGGCAGGGUGUCUUAUAAGGGGAUCCCCACUGUGUGGAGGGACGAGGACCAGGUAACACUGGGGGGCUCUGAAUCGGACAUCGAAGACCUAGACUGCCACAGUGAAAGGACAGCCUUUAUCAGGACACAGAGCUCCCUCUAGCCCCCUCUCUGACCCCUACAUCUGGGGGAAACUCUCUUCAGAGGGGUUGGUCUCUCCGGCCCCUCCCUCUGCUAGAGCUCAUGGGUCUGUGGUUUGGGUCUGGCUCAGGCCUCGUCCCUUGCUGAGACUGAUACACAGAGAUGCUGGUCCAGGGAUGUGAUGGCAGCCCAGCAAGUACCUCCAGGUCCACUGAUUCACCCUCAAGCAUUAAUCAACAGAAAAUGUUUUAAUUCUAUAAGUACCAUAUUUUAUUGUAUAUUUUUUUUCCUUUGCUUUUAAAGACUUUAAUAAGAUUAUUCCCCUGGCCCAAGGGUCAAGGUAAAGGGAAACUACAGUUUUUGAAUUGAGUUGGGGAUCCAUAGUUUUCGCUAAUGUUUCCCAUUGACCUUAUUUUUGUUGCGGUAUACACACGGCCCUGAGCCUCUGUCCUAAUAUGAGCAGGCAUGGGAAGAGAUGUCUGUAUGUAUCAGCAUACGUGCGCGUGUAUGUGUGACUGUGACUUUGUACACAAGAGCUAAAUAGCCACCCAACAUAGUUUCUGAGUGGAUGAAGAACACAGCAGGGUUUAUUUAAUGUACAACAGAGAGAGAAAGAGAAAGUUUGGAUUUGUAAAUUAGAUUCUCUCUGUGAUAAACACCUUCUGAUUAAACUUUUUCCUACUA
Messenger RNA from Salmo salar (Atlantic salmon), 4651 nucleotides. RefSeq names its product furin (paired basic amino acid cleaving enzyme) b (gene furinb). Lineage: Eukaryota; Metazoa; Chordata; Actinopteri; Salmoniformes; Salmonidae. Gene Ontology annotation, cellular component: trans-Golgi network; Golgi membrane. Gene Ontology annotation, biological process: peptide hormone processing. Gene Ontology annotation, molecular function: serine-type endopeptidase activity. The record is from RefSeq and is a predicted model, not a curated record.